Molecule: messenger RNA, 1426 nt
Organism: Apodemus sylvaticus (European woodmouse)
Lineage: Eukaryota; Metazoa; Chordata; Mammalia; Rodentia; Muridae
Product: lymphocyte antigen 6G6e-like
Exons: 2
Coding region: 145-597 (150 amino acids)
Biological process (GO): acetylcholine receptor signaling pathway; desensitization of G protein-coupled receptor signaling pathway
Cellular component (GO): plasma membrane
Molecular function (GO): acetylcholine receptor activator activity; acetylcholine receptor binding; transmembrane receptor protein serine/threonine kinase activity
Source: RefSeq, a predicted model, not a curated record
CCUCUCACAUCCGGCUCUGAUUUGUCUCUCUUGGCCUCUGUUGCUGUCUGUCUGUCUGGUCACUGUGUCCCUCCUGUUUCUGCCUGAUUCUUUGCACCCUCUUUCCUCCCUUGGCUAUUUUAUAUUCUUGUCUGCUUCUGUUUUAUGGCUUUCUCCCUCCUUUGUGUGUCAGCCCUCCGUGUGUCCCAACGUCUGGGCUUUGCCGCUUACCUUCUUCCUGCCUUGAUCUCUGCUGACCCAACAGGUCUCACCACUUCCCCGACCAGAGGGCGGCUCCACUGCUACGCCUGCAGCUUUGCCAAGCCCUGCUACCCUGUUCCCACGGAGUGCCGGGAGGACGAGGUGUGCGGCGUCAGUGUCGGCACCUCAGAGCAAAAGGAGGAGGAGGUCAUUGAGCGGAAAGGCUGCCUCCCGAGAGCCCAGUGCCCUCUGCUGGGCCGUGCGACCUACUGGUCACGGUCCUACGCUCUCCGGCACCAGUGCUGUGAGCAGGAUCUAUGCAACGCCGCUGCCUCCCAGCGACCCCCCAGCCUUCCCCUCGUGACUCUGCUACCCCUCGCAGCCAUGAUGGGCUGGGGAGCACACGUCUUCCUCUAGCCCGUGCGUCCACGAUUGUCCACCCAGGACUCCAAUGUCACCGUGGACGUGAAAACACCUGCACAGAUGCUUUUCAGACAUGUUCACGAGCGUGACUUUGUAUAAAAACCUCAGUCACCAAACCCAGUACCUCUACAGACCCGGUUCCUACAGCCAGGAGUUCGGCUUCCUGCAUGCAAAUGUCUGUAACCUGACCUCCUUGUUAAGAGACCCCUGCUGUCUUUAACCUAGACGUCCCAGGUCACCUACCCUGAUUGAGCUGUGGGGUCCCAGGCAAAGGGACAGAAGUGUCACUGGGGCUGGUGAGAAAUGGAGUAUUGCUAAGGGACAUGUAACUUGGUACCUGAGGGUCUCAAAAACAGAGGGCUACUUUGGGGAACUGUAAAGAGUGUAUUUAAUAUAAGGGCUAUUGGGUAGAGAUAUAGCUCAAUGACAGAGUGCUUGCCUACCAUACACAGGCCCUGGGUUCAAUCCCCUACACCAUAAAUAAAUAAAUAAAUAAAUAAGAUGUAAAAAUAGAAAGAGAUGUCUGUGAACCUGGUAACUGUGCAUGUAAUAGUGUUGGUGAAACACACAAGGGCACACUUGUGGUGGUGGUGAAACUCACGAGGGCACACUUGUGGUGGUGGUGGUGAAACUCACAAGGGUGCACUUGUAUUAGUGUUGGUAAAACACAGAAGGGGCUGGAAAGAUGGCCCAGUGGUUAAGAGCACUGACUGCUCUUCCCAAGGUACUAAGUUCAAAUUCCAGCAAUCACAUGGUAGCUCACAACCAUCUGUAAUGAGAUCUGAUGCCCUCUUCUGGAGUGUCUGAAGACAGCUACAGUGUA